AUGUCGCAAUGCGCAGAACACGAGAAAUGUCACCAAUUCGAGUCAGUUCCAUUGCCGGAGAGGAUCAUAGAGGUCUCUCCCGAUCCCUUAGUCCCUCCACGUAUUGUCGCUUCUGAGGGACAAAAGGGGGCCUACAUCAUCUUGAGUUAUCAUCAUCCCUCUGCGGACUCGGCGAGUUCAAGCACCGAAGCGCAGCCCAAGGAUAUCCUGCCAGCCAAUUUGGAUAUUGCACUCUAUCCAAAGGCCAUAGCCGAUGCCAUUGACAUCACUCGCAGACUGGGCUAUCAGUAUCUUUGGAUAAGACAGCUCUGUUUGAGGACAAGCGAAUUUUCUGAGAACCCAGCCCACUUCCUAGGCAUAUACGGCAGAGCAAGUUUGAUGCUUACAGCUUCUAUAACACCCGAGCCUAACGUCGGACUUUUUCACGAAAGAAAUAUUCUUCAAUCUCCAGCAUUGGGAAUUACCAAAGACAGAUAUCUCAGGCCCCGUGUGCUACGCUGGAUGACGAACAUUGAGAAAUCGCCGCUUUCUAUACAGGGUUGGAACGUAAUUGAGAGAAUACUUGCACCGCGUAUCGUUCAUUUCACAGAUCGACAACUAGUCUGGGAGUGUGCAUCUGGCUGUCAAUUUGAGGCAGUAAAAAUUAUCAAGGAACAAGGAUCCGGUCCAAGAAUAAACGGUUAUGAUAAGAAGCUCUUCCAGCAAUUUGUGGAGAGUGCACUGCUGUCACCCUCGACUGAUAUCAAUGAAACCCCCUAUGCCGGCGAAGAGAGCCCUGUUGCACGGCUGAAAGCUUGGACUGACAGUGUGAAUGCGCUCUCUUGGGGAAGCUUUGAGAAUCCUUCCGACAAACUUCUCGUGGUUGGCAAAUCCGCGCUGGCCAUCAGUGACGGUAGCAUGGGAGACUACCUAGCCGGAAUUUGGAGCAAACAUGUCGCAUCUGGACUUGCUUGGGGCCGAAUGUUUUCGCCUUUGACAUCAGCUACUGAAUAUGUCGCUCCUACCUGGAGCUGGGCCAGUGUGGAUGGCCCUGUUGGCAUAGAUGAUGUCCGUGAGAACCUUGCUUCAGAUUCAGCGUGGGCUCAAAAGUAUCGACCCGAGCUUGUUUCACAUCACAUUUUCUAUGCCGACACUUCGAACCCCUACGGAAAUGUUUUACCAGGAUCACAUAUUGUCCUUGAUGCGGCCUGUAUUGGGUUCAAGAGGCUAACAAGUGUACUCAAAGAUGAUGAAGAAUCAUUCAGAGUCACACCAAACCUUGAUCAAUCGCUGAUGUUUGAAUGCAUCUGCUGCAGACCAAGGCCAGCGGAGGUUCAAGAGGCAGAUUCUGAGAAGUUCAACCGGGAGAUUGAUCAUCAUGUCUGUGCUGUGCUAAAGAUUGACGACUGGACUACGAAGACUGACAACGUUGGGCCAUGCGUCUGCCUUAUUCUGAAAGCGUCUGACGGAGACGAUUCAUAUACUAGAGUCGGCUUUUUAACCGUUGCACCUAAUUCUUGGAACAAGCCGGUCAACCCCAGUGGCACGUUCGAUGGACUAGGCUGGGAAAGACGCCAGCUGAGGCUAGUGUAA
Messenger RNA from Penicillium daleae, 1572 nucleotides. Its product is annotated as putative HET domain protein. The record is from RefSeq and is a predicted model, not a curated record. The transcript has a single exon. Bases 1 to 1572 code for a protein of 523 amino acids. Lineage: Eukaryota; Fungi; Ascomycota; Eurotiomycetes; Eurotiales; Aspergillaceae.